GAUCGCGUGGUGCGACAGGCAGUGCGUGAGGAACCUGGAGUUCCUCAACUCGGAGGAGUUCACAAUGAACAGCACAACAUCUCACCAGUGGUAUUGUCGCGAAUAUAUUUGGGCGAUUCUCCUGAUCAAGGACUGGGUGCAGACCCGGAAGAUGACGGACGAAGACCCCUACCUGACCAUCAACACAGAAGAGGAUGAAUGGAAGGUCAUGUUUUGUUCUGCCACGCCCCCAGAGACAGAGUACGACAUGGAGGGCGCGUUGCUGGGGCACGAGCAUCUGCACGCCUACGCGGAGUUGCGGCCUCGGUACCAGCUGUGCUCGGACAACGAUUUGCUGGCAUUAUCAGAGUAUGAUAAGGAUGUUAAAGCCUUCGCCACGAGACUUACCAGUGACAAUCGUGAGGUGGUGAAGACCAUUCUUCCAGACCCGGCGGAGAUUCAACUACCAAUAGGCUUGGCUUGUUUGAGUGGUUAUCUUCCAGAAGACGCUACAUGGAGUGAUGGUGAUGUCUGUGUUCUUCACGUGGACAAAGCAGGUAUCAAGAGAGCGCUCAUAGAGACCAACAAGACGCAGUCAAAUUUGUCAGUUUCGGACGACGAUCUCAGGAAGAGCCCGGAGCUGGCCAGGGCAGCUGUUCUUGCGGAACUGCUACGUUGGAUUGACAACAACUCAGUGAGGCGACAGAAUAAGAACGAUGCCUGGAAUUUGUUGACGUCGCGAUAUGUAUUCACGUGGAAGCUACAGGGUGGCGGUGCCCGCAUUAUGAAGUGUCGACUGACAGCGCACGGGUUCAAGGACAUGGAGCGAGGCAACCUGGGUAAAUUCAGCGGCACG
Molecule: messenger RNA, 835 nt
Organism: Prorocentrum cordatum
Lineage: Eukaryota; Dinophyceae; Prorocentrales; Prorocentraceae
Source: the annotation of a GenBank genome assembly